Messenger RNA from Closterium sp. Naga37s-1, 779 nucleotides. NCBI's taxonomy places the organism in Eukaryota, Viridiplantae, Streptophyta, Zygnematophyceae, Desmidiales, Closteriaceae. The record is from the annotation of a GenBank genome assembly.
AUGACCGCGCGUACAGUACGAGUAACUUCAUAUUCGAUCCUUCCCGAUCUGCAGGCGUCAAUCCCCGCGCUCGGCGCGACGCUGGACGACCACGGGGGCUGCGUGUUCCGCGUGUGGGCUCCGCACCCUCAGCGCGCCACAUUAGUCGUCAAGCGCCUCUCGCCCGCCCGCGCUGGCGCUGGUGGCGGUGACGCGGAAGGCGCGGCAGCAGAAGGCGAGAGGGUGGAGAUGGGGCGCGACGGCAACGUGUGCUACCGCGCUACUGCCUUUCUUCUGGCACUUUCCGUGCGCCUUGCCAGUGCCGUUAUUCCACCCUUCGUGCUCCAGGGCGACAAGUAUCACUUGGUGUUCGAGUGGGAGGGAAAGAUCCUGGAGAGGCGGGACGCGAGGGCGCGCGCGACGGACUACGAGAGCAACGACUGCAUCGUGGUGGACCCGCGCUUCUCCUGGACCCCCUUUGAACCGCCCCCGUUCGAGGCCCUCAAUAUUUAUCAGCUGCACGUUGGCGCUUUCACCGGGCGUCUGCCGGGUGGCGGCACGUUCGCUGCGCUCAAGGAGAAGCUGCCGUACAUCAAGAGCCUUGGGUUCAACGCCGUUCAGAUGCUGCCAGUGCACGAGUACUGCGGGCAGUGGGGCUACAACCCCCGCCUGCUCUUCGCCCCCCACCCCUUCUACGGCUCCCCCCUGGAGCUCCGAGAGCUGGUUGACGCCGCCCAUUCCCAAGGCAUGGCGGUCAUCUUCGACGUGGUGCUGCACCAUCUGGCGCCCAACCUCAACAG